AUGGUCAGGUCAACAACGAUAUUCAGAGUGCACGAUGGGCUGCCACUGGCUGCCAGUGUGGAUGAUGAGAGUACGGAGAAAGCAUUGACGGAGUACAAACAACAAUCGAAAUUGAUAUUCAGAAGGCUGAACGCAAAUAGUGAACCUGCAUGCUCGAUCGAAUCUGGUCAAUAUACCUUACAUUACUUGAUAGUGGAUAAAGUCAUUUACAUGUGUAUAUGCGAUUCCUCCUAUCCUCGUAAACUAGCUUUCAGUUAUCUAGACGAAUUAUCAAAAGAGUUCCAAAGAUCUUAUGAAGGGAAGAUAGAAGGUGUUACUAGACCAUAUGCAUUUAUGGGAUUCGACACAUUCAUAUCGAAGACUACACGUUUAUAUCGAGAUUCCCGUUCUCUAACUCAGGGUGCUGGUCCGGCAGCUUCUGCCUCGUCGUCAAACCAACCUCCAAACCAACUUGAUCAAUUGAAUGAAAAUUUAAAGGAUGUAACGAGGAUAAUGACUAAGAAUAUGGAAGAUCUAUUAUGGAGAGGUGAUUCUCUAGAUCGAAUGUCACAUUUAUCGACUUCUUUGAGAUCUGAGUCUGCAAAAUACAGAAAAGCAGCCAGGAAUAUAAACCUUCAAGCUCUGAUUCGAAAAUGGGCUCCAGUAGGAGGGAUAGGAUUCGUCGUCAUUUUGUUUAUCUGGUAUAGGUUUUUCUAA
Kwoniella botswanensis is the source of this 696-nucleotide messenger RNA. RefSeq lists its product as uncharacterized. Bases 1 to 696 code for a protein of 231 amino acids. Gene Ontology annotation, cellular component: ER to Golgi transport vesicle membrane; endoplasmic reticulum-Golgi intermediate compartment; endoplasmic reticulum membrane. The record is from RefSeq and is a predicted model, not a curated record. Gene Ontology annotation, biological process: retrograde vesicle-mediated transport, Golgi to endoplasmic reticulum; vesicle fusion with Golgi apparatus; endoplasmic reticulum to Golgi vesicle-mediated transport. The transcript is spliced from 5 exons. NCBI's taxonomy places the organism in Eukaryota, Fungi, Basidiomycota, Tremellomycetes, Tremellales, Cryptococcaceae. Gene Ontology annotation, molecular function: SNAP receptor activity.